ACUUUUUGUCCUUCAGCGACUCAGCGUGCUUUAAGAACCGGGAAGAAAGAAAUCGAAUAUUCUAUUCCUAUUCGGUAUUCAUCUCCUCCAUCGAUCUGAAGAAAUAUUCUUUGCUUCUCUGUAAGUAUCUGAGGCUUUCUCUCUAAAGAUGGCUAACAACGAUAGAGAAGGGAGUGGGAAAUUUGCAUAUUCUUCUCCUGUUGUUCUCAACGAGAGAAUCCUUUCUUCCAUGUCUCGAAGAUCUUUUGCUGCUCAUCCAUGGCAUGACUUAGAGAUUGGACCAGGAGCACCAGCAGUUUUCAACUGUGUGGUUGAAAUUAGCAAGGGUAGCAAGGUUAAGUAUGAGCUUGACAAGACAAGUGGCCUUAUAAAAAUUGAUCGUGUUCUUUACUCAUCAGUUGUGUACCCACACAACUAUGGCUUCAUCCCACGAACCAUUUGUGAAGAUAGUGAUCCCAUGGAUGUCCUGGUGUUGAUGCAGGAGCCUGUUCUCCCUGGCUGCUACCUUCGAGCACGGGCUAUUGGGUUGAUGCCAAUGAUUGAUCAGGGUGAGAAGGAUGAUAAGAUAAUUGCUGUAUGUGCUGAUGACCCUGAGUAUCGUCAUUAUAAAGAUAUCAAGGAGCUGCCUCCACACCGCCUUGCUGAGAUCCGGCGCUUCUUUGAGGACUACAAAAAGAAUGAGAACAAAGAAGUUGCAGUGAAUGAAUUUUUGCCUGCUGAAGAAGCCAUCAAGGCAAUCAAGUACUCCAUGGAUCUUUAUGCUUCCUACAUUGUGGAAAGUUUGAGGCAGUGAUAAUAUAUUUCUCUUGAAGACUUGUCACGUUGUCAAAGGCAGGUGGAUUUUCUAUCAACAUGCCUCUACGAGUCUAUGUACAAAUUCCAGUGCGUAAGAAUCUGGUUAUCUCUAUUUAAUAAUGCUUAUAUUGUUCUUCGGAAAAAAGAAACUCCUUUUUACUAGUCCCAGAGUGAACUGGAAAUGGUGAAAGUAUGCAAAAAACAAAUCAACCUAGUCAUAUAAUUACAAGUCUGUAGUUUUUGAAUAUAAUUUAGAAGUUUCAUCUGGACGGUCAAAAAAGUACACGGUGGAUGGUUCAGAUGAUGCAACUAUAAGUGGAUGGAUAUUGUCUAAUUAUCAUCUGGUAAUGGCUUAGUAGUACUUUUCAGUCCCAUUUUGUGUAUGUAUCCGUGGUUAAAGGCAUACAGCACGGCAACAAUGAUGCCAUUCUGUUGA
Molecule: messenger RNA, 1231 nt
Organism: Nelumbo nucifera (sacred lotus)
Lineage: Eukaryota; Viridiplantae; Streptophyta; Magnoliopsida; Proteales; Nelumbonaceae
Product: soluble inorganic pyrophosphatase
Biological process (GO): phosphate-containing compound metabolic process
Cellular component (GO): cytoplasm
Molecular function (GO): inorganic diphosphate phosphatase activity; magnesium ion binding
Source: RefSeq, a predicted model, not a curated record